AUGCCCAUUCAAGAUAUCGAGGCUUUUGACUUUACGACUGUUAUCUUUGAGAAAUACGACAGCUUGUUCGACCGAUUGGGUGUUAUUGACAGGGAGAUGGCAAAGCUGGGUCACCUCCUGAAAGAACGGGUUCCCAUCUUCGAGCGAAAAUCAAACAACACGCAGGGCCAGAGCAAUAAUCAGACGGCAUCUGCGGCGACGUCUUCUGCACAAAUUUCGCCAUGGCCAGCAAGUGGUCCCGCCAUGGCAACAUCCAUGGAGAUGCCACCGCCGCCCCUGCCAUCGCCAAGUCAACAGGGAGCCGCGCCGCCUGCGACCGCCGCGGACGAGCGGGUAGGGCAACUCUUCAAAAAAGCGAGGGACACGUACCUGCGCAACGUGGAGAUUAUGGACGCAAAAACACGCAGCAGUGCUAAGAUGAUGGAAGAAGACGAGGAUGGGCAGGAGGAGACGACAAACUCGUAUGCGUACAGGAGUUCCUUUUUGGAAAUAGAGAGACGGCGCCUUGUAAAGUUCUGGACGGAGAGAAUUGAGCUUCUGGAUAAGCUCACCGACGUUGAGAAGGAAUUGGCAGAUGCGAGAGACAAUGGGCUGAUGCCCUGGGCGAAGGCUUCUUGA
This is a messenger RNA of Sporothrix brasiliensis 5110, 618 nucleotides long. RefSeq lists its product as uncharacterized. The transcript has a single exon. NCBI's taxonomy places the organism in Eukaryota, Fungi, Ascomycota, Sordariomycetes, Ophiostomatales, Ophiostomataceae. The record is from RefSeq and is a predicted model, not a curated record. The coding region runs from base 1 to 618 and encodes 205 amino acids.